This is a messenger RNA of Trichomonas vaginalis G3, 1224 nucleotides long. Its product is annotated as disulfide oxidoreductase family. The record is from RefSeq and is a predicted model, not a curated record. Gene Ontology annotation, cellular component: oxoglutarate dehydrogenase complex; mitochondrion. Gene Ontology annotation, molecular function: flavin adenine dinucleotide binding; dihydrolipoyl dehydrogenase (NADH) activity. The transcript has a single exon. Lineage: Eukaryota; Parabasalia; Trichomonadida; Trichomonadidae. Bases 1 to 1224 code for a protein of 407 amino acids.
AUGUCUCAUAAAGUUUAUGAAGCUAAUCAUGAAUUUGAGAACUUCGGAAUCAAAGUUCCUGGAGAUGUUACAGUUGAUAUGGCUCUUGCGCAGCAGAAAAAGAAUGAUAUCCUUGAGGAAUUAUCAUCUGGUAUCGAAGAUCUUAUUGAGCGUGCUGGUGGUGAUCUUGUCCAUGGUACAGCAAUAAUUAAUUCAAAGAAUGAUAUAUCUGUUACACUAGAAGAUGGCAAAACCAUUACCUACAAUCCAAAGAAUCUUCUUAUAGCUACAGGAACUGAUAAAUGGUUCCCUAAAACAUUCCCAGUAGAUGAAGAAAUAAUUGCGACGUCACAAGGAGUCCUAAAUUGGAAAGAGAUACCAAAAACGCUUACAGUUGUAGGUGGCGGUAUUAUUGGUCUCGAGCUUGGCAGUAUUUUCCAUUCAUUAGGAUCUAAAGUUACAAUUGUGGACAUGGCGCCCACAAUUGGUGGCCCUUCUGUAGAUCCAUCGAUUGGUCGCUUCAUGCAGGAUAUUCUUGAGAAACGUGGAAUGGAGUUUGUCCUUGGAAAAGGUGUUGAUUCAUGCACAAAAACAGAAAAUGGCGUCGAAGUUGUUAUCGGAGACCAGAAAUUACAAUCAGAACGUGCUUUGAUAGCUAUUGGUCGCCGGUUACAUCUCGAUGGUUUCGGACUAGAAAAAUUAAAUCUCAAACGUCUCAAAAAUGGACUUAUAGAAGUCAACGACAGAUUUGAAACCUCAGAAAAGAACGUUUACGCUAUCGGAGACAUCGUUCCAGGCCCGCAACUCGCUCAGAAAGCCGAAGAAGAAGGAAUUGCAUGCGUAGAAAUGCUUGCUGGACUAGAAUCUUCAUACAAUCCAAACGUAAUUCCUUCCGUUAUAUACACUAAUCCCGAAAUUGCCACGGUUGGCCUCACCGAGAACAAUGCGGCCAAACAAGCUCUCAAAAUUAAAGUGGGGAUGUUCCCCUAUUCUGCAAAUUCAAGGGCUAGAAUCAUUUGUGAUCCAACAGGGUUCGUAAAGUUUGUUUGUGGAGAGGAUGGAACUGUUCUUGGAAUGCAGAUUGUUGGUCCUAACGCUGGAGAAGCGAUAAUGGAAGGAGCAAUUGCAAUUAGAAACAAAUUGAAGAUUGAUGCAAUUGCUGAGACAUGCCAUCCUCAUCCUACACUAUCUGAAGCUGUUUUGGAAGCUGCCAAAACUAUUAUUUCUAAGACAAUUCAUAUUUAA